AUGGAGAGGAAAGAGGAGAGUUCAACUGAAAACACGGCACUUUCUGAUCAGAAUAAUCAGAUGAUUCCAUCAAAUAGCUUUAGCUUUUCCAUGGCAAAUAGCAUAUUUGACAUCCCAUGUGAGGCUGAUCAGAAGGGUUCUUUAGGCUUCAUAGACAUGUUGAAUGCUCAAGAUUUUGCUGGCCCUUCUAUAUUUGAUUUGCUACAAACACCGCCGCUGAUUCCACUACAGUCACAGUUACAGCCACAGCCUCUUCUGUCACCGCCGUCAACUGUCCCGGAGUCGUCUGAGGUGGUCGACACUCCGGCCAGCCCAAAUUCUUCGUCUAUGUCUUCGUCCUCAAAUGAAGCUGCUAAUGAUAAACAGACGAAAACUGUGGAUGAAGAACAAAAUGACCAAGAAAAGACCAAAAAACAGUUGAAACCCAAAAAGAAGAACCAAAAAAGGCAAAGAGAACCGAGAUUUGCGUUCAUGACAAAGAGUGAAAUUGAUAAUUUGGAUGAUGGGUAUAGAUGGAGAAAGUACGGCCAAAAGGCAGUGAAAAACAGCCCCUUUCCAAGGAGCUAUUAUCGCUGCACUAGUACAGCUUGUGGUGUGAAGAAAAGAGUUGAAAGAUCAUCUGAGGAUCCGUCCAUAGUUGUCACAACCUAUGAAGGUACCCACACACACCCGUGUCCGAUAACGCCUCGUGGAAGCUUCGGAAUAAUGCCAGGAAACACUACUUUUGGUGGAGGUGGAAGCAGCAGUGGUGGGGGCGGUGAUAGGGGUAGAGGUGGUUCUUUUUUUGCCAUCCCUCAAGUGAUUCAUUAUCAAAACCAACAGCAUCAAAUUCAGCAGCAACCCUAUUUCCAUAAUUUGACACCACCUUUGAGUUUCACCAAUACUAGUCCCUUAGUUCCUCGACCACAUCAAGAAAGACCUUUUUACCCCUCUGCCACUCCUUUAGCCAGAGACCAUGGACUUCUUGAAGAUAUGCUACCUUCACAAAUUCUAAAGGAGACAAAAGAGGAGUAA
Molecule: messenger RNA, 1014 nt
Organism: Fraxinus pennsylvanica
Lineage: Eukaryota; Viridiplantae; Streptophyta; Magnoliopsida; Lamiales; Oleaceae
Source: the annotation of a GenBank genome assembly